Messenger RNA from Melopsittacus undulatus (budgerigar), 6508 nucleotides. It is a transcript of the gene TOM1L2, whose product is annotated as target of myb1 like 2 membrane trafficking protein. Gene Ontology annotation, cellular component: endosome; membrane. NCBI's taxonomy places the organism in Eukaryota, Metazoa, Chordata, Aves, Psittaciformes, Psittaculidae. Gene Ontology annotation, molecular function: ubiquitin binding; phosphatidylinositol binding; clathrin binding. Gene Ontology annotation, biological process: signal transduction. The record is from RefSeq and is a predicted model, not a curated record. Bases 51 to 1565 code for a protein of 504 amino acids. The transcript has 15 exons.
GGAAGGGGGGGAGAGCAGGCCGCCAGGCCGCUGUUUGUUGUCAUCCCAAGAUGGAGUUUCUGCUGGGGAACCCCUUCAGCACCCCGGUGGGGCAGAGCCUCGAAAAGGCCACAGAUGGGUCUCUGCAGAGCGAAGACUGGACACUGAACAUGGAGAUCUGUGACAUUAUCAACGAGACAGAAGAAGGCCCCAAGGAUGCCAUUCGAGCGCUGAAGAAGAGGCUGAACGGAAACAAGAACUACAGAGAGGUCAUGCUGGCACUGACGGUGUUGGAGACCUGUGUGAAGAACUGCGGCCAUCGCUUCCAUGUCUUGGUGGCAAACCGUGACUUCAUCGAUGGUGUCCUGGUGAAAAUCAUCUCGCCCAAGAAUAACCCCCCCACUAUUGUCCAGGAUAAAGUAUUAGCCCUCAUUCAGGCCUGGGCUGAUGCCUUUCGAAGUAGCCCUGAUUUAACUGGAGUAGUGCAUAUUUAUGAAGAGCUCAAGAGGAAAGGCAUCGAGUUUCCCAUGGCAGAUCUUGAUGCUCUGUCUCCAAUACACACACCACAGAGGAGUGUCCCUGAAGUUGAUCCUGCAGCAAAUAUGCACAAUUCCCAGCCUCAGCAAAGGAUGAGCACCAGUUCUUACUCGUCAUCUUCUCCGACAGCGUAUUCUCCUCAGGCCCCAGCUUUGAAUGUGACUGGUCCCAUCACUGCUAAUUCUGAACAGAUUGCCCGGCUGCGCAGUGAGCUGGAUAUCGUCCGUGGGAACACAAAAGUGAUGUCUGAAAUGCUGACGGAAAUGGUACCUGGACAAGAGGAUUCCUCAGACCUUGAAUUACUCCAGGAACUGAACCGGACCUGCAGAGCAAUGCAGCAGAGAAUUGUGGAGCUUAUCUCACGAGUGUCCAAUGAAGAAGUCACAGAGGAGCUGCUGCAUGUGAAUGAUGAUUUAAAUAACGUUUUCCUCCGGUAUGAAAGAUUUGAGCGCUACAGAUCGGGACGUUCAACACAAAAUGCCAGCAAUGGAGUACUCAAUGAGGUGACAGAAGAUAACUUAAUAGAUCUGGGUCCUGGCUCUCCAGCUGUAGUCAGCCCAAUGGUUGGAAACUCAGCUCCCCCAUCUUCACUUUCUUCACAGCUUGCAGGGCUUGACUUGGGUACAAACAGCGUCAGCGGCACACUCAGCUCUCUCCAGCACUCGAAUCCCCGUGAUGACUUCGACAUGUUUGCACAGACAAGAGGCAGCUCCUUGGCUGAGCAGCGAAAGAACGUGACAUAUGAGGAUCCACAGGCUGUCAAAGGACUAGCGUCUGCCCUGGAUGUUCGAAAACAGAACACAGGAGGGAUCCCUGUUGCACAGUCCUCUGUCAUGGAUGACAUUGAGGAGUGGCUCAGUACCGACUUGAAAGGAAACGAGCCAGAAGAAGGAGUGACCAGUGAAGAGUUUGACAAGUUCCUAGAAGAACGAGCCAAAGCAGCAGAGAUGGUUCCCAACCUGCCCUCCCCUCCCCAGGAAACCCCUCCAACAAACCCUGCCAGCAGGAAAAAGCAGGAGCGCUCCGAGGAUGCCCUCUUUGCACUGUGAAGAUCGCUCUCUGCCACCCUCCCUCCCACCCCUGUGCUCUGCAGGCCAAUGGCUCCGUGCGGCCACUGUCCUCCCACGAUAACAACGACCUCCUUCCUCCUGAUUUCAUAGAUGGCUUCUCUUUCCCUCCCUUCCUUCUCCUCCCCAAACAACCCCCCCCCACGAGCUGACUCUUUCUAUUUAAGUCCAACACUAUUCCUGCCAGACCACGGUUCUCCAGCACUCGCUUAAUCCCCUCCUUCCUAUCCCAGCUGCACAAAACCAGCUCUUGAUGCUGAAAACCCCUUUAGAAUGCAUGAGUACGUCACACUGCGUUGAAACAAAAGCCCAGAGGGGAGAGAGCAGCCUUGCCCUUCAAUUUAUGGAGAGGGAUCAUCCUCUUCUGUAGGCAGGUCCUGCCAAGUCGGCUGCUCUGUCGAUCAGCUUGUCAUUGACUGAGCUGGAAUGUUCAGGAGGAGAGUGUCUUUAUUUUUAGAUGAAAUGGUAAUGGAUUGGCUUUCGUGUCGGAUCCGACAGCAAGGAACAACUGUUCCCCCUUUCAACAUGUGCUUCACAAGUGAAAAUCCUUUACUCUCCCACUCACACAUCCCUUGGUACCAUAUGGUGGUCGCUCUCCUCCACUUUGUAUGGUGCUUCGGAUUCUCAAUCUCACAGGGUGUAUUUUUGCCACCCCCCCCCUUGUGUUUUAUCUGGGCUUGCUCUAAUUUAAAAGCAGUCUGUUGGCCAUGCCCAGGAGCUCUGGCAGUGGGUGAGGAUGAGAAACCCAGCUAAAGGGAUGCUGGAAGGUCAGUGCAUGAAGCAGUUUGCUCUUUGGGAGAGCAUUCUCACAGGAGCGCUUUUCCCUACUGUGUUUUCCUUUUGGAAUAGCCAGGUUGGGUUUUUCCUUACCUUAGAUUGCUCCUUCAGUGACUGUAGGACUGUCUCAGCUGCUGUAAAUAACAUCUCUGCAGAUGGAGGAGACGUGUUCAUGGACUGGGUGUGAACUGAGAGAGGUUCCUGGAUUCCCUGCCAUGCCUGCUAGGAUAGACAUGCUGGGUCUUGGUGGUAGGUACGAGACAAAGAGACAAACCUCAUAGAAGCUUGAGGGAGAUGGUUACCAUGGAGGGAUUGCCUGUGCCUGCCUGUGCUGGAGGUGAAACUCCUCAUCUCCUUCUAGGUUUGGGCCUGAGAAGGUGUUGGAUGGUUGUGGCCGUGCUGCUUGUAUUGGAAUGUCUUUUGAUACCUCUGCUCCUUUAGUAACUCCCAGCUCCUGUGGGGCUGCAGUCUCCUUCCUCCUUGUGCAAACAACCUUAUUAUUCCCUUGCUUUGCCAGAGGCAUGGCUGAGAGUGCAGCUCUUCCCAGCGCUGCCAGAAGGGAUUCCAGCCUGUGUGUGACAGGCAGAGCUGGAGCAAGCAGCUCCAGCCAUCACUGUGUCCCCCAGCAUGUUCCUUGGUAGGAAGCCAGUGGUGCAGGAUGGCAGGAUCAAAGGGACAGCUGAGCACGGCAUGGCAGGGAGAGGCACUUUAUCAGAUGAACACUUGUGCAGGCAGCAGAGCUCCAGCCUCCUCUUCCUCAGGACACUGUGGGCAACCAGCUGCUGUGUCCGGGCUCAGCAUGUCCUGGGAUGCUGAUGUGUGCUGGGCUCUCUCGGAAGCUGUUCUGCACCAAGUUGUGCUAUAGAGAGCUGAGGUGAACGUGAGAGAAGCUUUUAUCAGAGCAUAGUUAUUUCAGCUCCCAUUCUCCAGGGUACAGCAUGCCCUGGUGGGCUGUGACACAGAAAACCUCUUACCCAAGGGCCUGGCUGCAGCACUGAUGAUCUUUGAGAGGUCACAUUAACCUUUGGUGGGAAGUGUUUGGUGCAGGAUUCCCAGGUUGUCCCAGGUCAGGUGUCGCUCCCUGCUGUCCCUGCUUGUCUCUCCUCCCUCCUGCCCUGCCUGCAUCCUCUUCCAGCCACCCCCAGCCCUAACCUGGCACCUCCCCACUGCUCCAUAGCUGCUUGUGCAGAACGUAGCAUGGCUUGCAAGUGGAUGGGGGGAAAAUCGGCAUGAGGAUGGAGACAGCUUAGGGACCAAGCUGCCUCUUCUCCCCCCUUGCUGGCCCUCUCCCUUCCAUGUUUCUCUCUGCUUCAUCUCCAUGGCUAAUGGGAAGCACCAGGACUGUCUGCCUGGCUGUCACCUAUGCGCUGCCAUGGAGCUGCCCUCGCUGUGUAACACAAGCUGAGCCCAAUGCUCAGACACUGGCUGCCAGCUCCUGCCUUGCUGUGACACGUCAGAUGUGGCCACAAGCUUCUGAUCUGAUUUCAGGCUGUGUCUGCUGAUUGCCUGAGCUCUGUUACCAGCACAGGAUGACUUGGUGCCGUUCCUGUCGGCACAGAAAGCUCUGUGGGCGUUUUAAGUGCGUAUUUUCCCUUCUAAAUCCUUGAAACACAUUGACCCUGUAAAUGGCCACAUCAGGUGAUUCUAAGCAUGUUAAUCCAGCUUCCCUGCCAAGCUGGAGGAGAUAAUCGCAUUGCUCAAGCUUGGGGACAUUGUCAGAUGAUGCUGAGUGGCAAGGAUGUCACCGAGCCCCCUGCAGAGCCCCACAGCUGCGGAUUUGCUGGCCCUGCUGCCCCCACCCCUAAGCAGAAAGGGAUGGGGAGGUGUGUGCUGUUAAUGCUGGCUGUUAAUGCUUGCUGUCACACUGAACCUGAACUGGGACUUGAGGUUCUUGGUUUAGAGGGAAUCUGGUCCCUUUUGGAGCUGUCAGGGGCUGCUCCCUCCCAUUGGGGUGGAAAAGAGGUGAACUAAGAAGAGGGGCUGAGGGGACAUGGGGAGCGUGUGUUGGUCCCCACUGACGCCCUGCAUUAUCCAUAGGGAAACAGGGCCCCAUUUGCAGGGGGUGGUGGGACAAGCAGUGGCUUUGCUGGAAGUGGGGCAGCCCUCAGGAGAUGCUUUCCAUGGGAGCUGUGUGCUCAGCCUUGGGGCAAUGGCUGAAGGUCCUUUUGGUGAUGCCCUUAUGGGUCUGGUACAUUUGGAGCCUGGAUCCACCAGACCUGGCACCCAGGGCUGGAAGGGGCUGGAGUGUGCAGCAGGAUGGAUAGCUGAGCCCAAACCUUAAUAGAGCUUCCCUAAUGUCCUGUAUCAGGAUCUCCCUUCUUCCCCAUCCUCUUGUGGUCUAUGGAUAACCUGAGCGCUGGAAACCAUGUGAGGAAAAGGGAAGGGGGUUUUCACUUCAGAGACCAAGCUCCUGAUUCCUUCUUCCUUUUGCUUUCGCUCCAAGCACUUCCUCUGUGCGAGUGGGCAGGGGACUCGUGUGGCUCCGAUGCUUAUGAGAAGAGGGAUGGAGCCACAGCCUGAUCCACUUCCCAUAAGCGAGAACAUCCCUGCGCUUUCUAGGCACGUUAGGAAUCACAGCUUGAUGCUCAAUGACACUAAAUUAUUAUCAGGGUCCUUUGUAAGUUCUAAUCCUCUUUUCUUCUAGCUCCAUGUAUUUAUUUUUGUCAAUAUAUAUUCUUUUUCCAGGGUGUUUUUUAACCUCUUCCGUUAACCCUUCAUGUGCUGAGAUGUAAGAAAUCAAUGGUUCCUAUUUAAAUGCAUCCUUUGGGGCGGGUUUUUAAUUGUUAUGUGUAGAUUUCAGCUGCCUCCUUGGCAGGUGUAAUAGAUAACCCUGUGCUGUACAGAUGUUUAGGGUGUUUAGCGUGUAGGUAAGGCUCAUAGGAGAACUGCUCAUAACAACGUAGCUCGGUGUCUCUUAAAGGGAACAGCAUCAAUGCAGAGACUGGUCCUUAACUGGGACCCUCUGGUAGCCUCCAACAUACCUUUCCCCUUCGGAUGAUCCCAACCUCCAUGUCUGAAGCACGCUGAUGGAGUCAGCUCUGCCAUUUCCACACCUCCAGGCUGCAGAAGGGUUUUAAUGGGGGUUUCCAUUCGUUUGCCUUCUCUUGCAUGGGAUACAAAUGGUUGUUCCCACUUUUAAAUGGAGGACUCGGCAGAGCUGCCUGCGGUGGCGAGAUGUUUCCCUCCAGUGGUGGAAGAACAGAUCCAGACCCGAGGCGGGGGUGAUGGGCCCCAUAAGCAAGCGGUGAUGGAGGUGGGCCCCAGCCAACAGAGCCUGUUCCUGCUCCUCUGUAUUCACUGCUUUCCCCUAUGAGGACAGGACAUGCAGACUGGGAGAGCAAACAGCAGCAAUCCCACCAGUCUUGUUCAUGGGGUGAGUUGUGGGACUGCAGUGCUGGUGCUAUCUGCAUCCAGCUCAGUCACUGUUUACCUCCUCAGCACUAACCACAAGCCUUGAGGAGCCCACCCUGGAAAAACCCAGCUCAGGACAGUUGUUUUGAUGGAAAUAAUGAAGCAGGCAAACAGUGAGUGGAGGUAGAGCUGCCUUGGAGGUCACCCUGCAGCUGCUAUGGGGGCACCCAGACAGCAGCACAGCAGAGGAGGUAGGAACACCACUUCCCAAGCACCCAGAGGUGAUGCUGGUACCCAUCCGCUCAUCCCACCGCAUCCCUCCAUGCACUGGUAGCAGGUUGCUGCUCCAUCAGUGGUGCUGGUUCUCUUUAGCCCAUGGCAAACCCUACAGCCAACUGCCCACCCUGCUCUUGUGUUUUUAUGAGUACAAGCUCCUCAUCCUGUCCAUGGUAUCAUGAGCUGUUGUUACCCCUCCAGAUGUAACCUGUGUCAUAGCUGCUCUGUAUAUUACAGCUGUAGGCUUUCCAGAUAAAAGUGGAUAUUUAUUUACUGAAGAUACUGGAUAUUUUUGUUUGGGAAUGGGAUAGGGGAGGGGAAAAACUGUUCCAAGAGAUUGCAAAGGGAAACAAAAGACAAACCCAACACUAAAACGUUGCUGUAUUCACGUAGCAAGUGUUGCCGUUAAGGACAAUACAACUGUAUUAAUCUGCCGUUGUUUAACUUGCUCCAGAAAUCAUCUCUACUUUGGUUCCUGCAUGUGAGCUACUCCAAUAAAUACACUACUGGUGUGACUGGGA